This is a messenger RNA of Lachancea nothofagi CBS 11611, 2688 nucleotides long. The record is from the annotation of a GenBank genome assembly. NCBI's taxonomy places the organism in Eukaryota, Fungi, Ascomycota, Saccharomycetes, Saccharomycetales, Saccharomycetaceae.
AUGAGUGCUGAACGAAAGAAUAGGGUGGAGAAGGGGAAGCAAGAUUCGGAAAAUCAUAGAGGUCGUUCUUCCUCACCAUCACUUUUUUUCUCUAGAUCCUCCUCCUCAAAUCUACUGAAGUUGAGAAGAGCGCAUUCUCCCGUCAAAGAGGCAAGAAAAUCCACGCAAUGCAGCAACAAUCUCGAUACCCAAAUUUGCACCGAUGAGUGCCCUAGCAGCCAAGGAACGCCAAAACAACCCCAAGUUCUACAAGCCAGUAGUCACAACAGUAAAAUGAUGGUGGAGGUUUUACCGUCUUUUGAACUUUACAACACGUUGCACAGGCACAUUCCUCAAGGUAAUGUCAAUCCCGAUAUGAUGGAUUUCCCGCCUACGUACCAGGCGGUUCAAUCUCAAGCGCCUGCUUUUGCUAAUGAAAGUAGCGAACACGUACGUGACUCAUCUACAACUUCUCUUCAAUCUCUGAAUACAGUCGAAUCGAGGUCUGGCCACCAAAUCCUUACUCUGGAGGCGCUUGGCACUAUGCAUGAGCCCAUUCAGGACGAUCUGAGUGAAUCCGAUAAUAUCAACAUUGACAAGAUUUAUUCCUUACCUAAACUAAAAACUCCGAUCGAAAUUGACAUACAUGUUACGAAAGAUCCCGCUGGAGUGGACAAGAAAGCUGAGGACGAAUCGAUACUUCGAGAAUACACAUCUGGGGACAUUAUACAUGGCUAUGUGAUUAUAGAAAAUAGGUCACCGCAGCCUCUCAAGUUUGAAAUGUUUUACGUGACGCUCGAGGGUCGCGCGACAGUCAUCGAUCGUGAAGGCGGCAAGCGCACUGUGAAGCGAUUUUUGAGAAUGGUCGAUAUCAGUGCCAGUUGGUCUUACUCCAUGAUCGAUGUGUCUAAUGGUUUGAACUACUCUCCUGGUGCAAGGGAUUUUGAGAACUGCGUUAUGGGACUUAAUAAUAGCAGAGUACUUGAGCCAAACACGAAAUAUAAAAAGUAUUUCAUGUUCAAGCUUCCUAUGCAGCUGUUAGAUGUUUCGUGCAAACAUCAACAGUUUUCCCAUUGUUUGGUGCCUCCCACAUUUGGUAUUGAUUCAACUAAAGAUGGUGGAAGAUAUUCUGGGAUAAAGAUUAACCCCAUGUUAGGGUACGGACACUUGGGAACCAAAGGCUCCCCUAUUUUAACUACCGAUCUGUCAUCAAGCGAAAUAGCAAUCAGCUAUACAAUCGACACGAAAGUUGUUGGUAAAGAUUCCCGGACCAAAAAACUUAAUAUUUUGAGAGAGCGCGAAUACAACCUUAGAUUUGUUCCCUUUGGCUUUUGUCGGCCCUUUACCGGAGAGCGCGAUCCGCUGAAGCAACUGCAAGACAUCAUAAGACUUGUUCAAGAAAGAAUUCGAGCACUAAAGAAGGUAAUGCAUCGGCUAGAGCUGGGUGAGCAGAUCACUAGUGAGGAUUUGCACGAUACAGAUGUUAGCGGAGCUGUGGUUGAUCCUACAGAGGUUGACUCUGAAGAUAUUCUAAGACGCAAAAUCAACCAGCUCUAUAUCAGCAAUCGCAUUGAUCCUGUAUGCUCAUCUUUCCCAGUCAGUCACGCAAAGUUUUCCAAAACUAGUAAGAAGACUAUAGAAACUGAAUUCAAGUACGCUUUGAAGGACAAGCACAAAUCUUCAAAAAAACUUAAAAAGGGCUUCUUCGGCGGUUUGAGCGGGUCUACUAAUGGUUCGACAAGCUCUUCUACUUCCGUCACAAAUAAGUCGGGAAUCAUAGUUCUUUCUUGUGAUAUUCCAAGGGCAGGACUACAGUAUUUGGAACCAUCUUUGUUGAGGAAGACAAACAAAUUGGAAAACAAGGGGGUCCAGAACAAGGAGAAUUGGGAGAAUUUAAUAAAUUCCCUCUCAAGUAAAGAUAGAGACGUCCUGGACCAGGUUACCGUAAACAUGAGGUGCAUUCAGGCUAGCAAUUGCGAACCCCAUGAGCCACCCCAAAUUCAAUCAGUAACUACCGAAUUAAUUUGUAUGACUUUGAAGUCAACUAAUUCUAUUCCUAUGAAAUUAGACGCGGAUAUCGUACUCAAGAAGGAAAGGUUCGCGGAGAUUCAGAGUACAUUUCAAGAAUUUAAAACUGAAGCAGAGAAUUUGCAGCAAAAGUUCAACGAAAAUCGUGACAGACUGAACGAGCUUUUCAAUAAAACCCGAAGGCCGGGAGUUCAUGAAGAGCUGAGGUUCACCGACUUCUUGUCGGAGCAAAUUAUUACUGAUAUUGAAAGUAUAGCCAAUCUGCGCAGCGAAGUUCAAACCUUACCUCACAUAUUCAAAAAACAAUCACACACCCUGGAAAAUGAAGACGAUCUGCUAGAUUGUUUACCAAGCAAGAGUCCCAGCAAGAGUCCCAGCACGACAAGUAUUCUCUCCUCUACCUUUAGUGGAUCGUCCUCCGGCACUCAUCACGCAUCAACUGCGGAAAGACUUAGAAGACAAUUAUUUCACGAGUGGAUUAAAAGUAAUAAUCAAGAGUACGACAGGGCAGUUACCGUUAAUCUCGAAUUCGGUGACGACUCGAAAGAGACGUUGAUACCCACCUUCGAGAGUUGUCUGAUUUCGCGUUUGUAUUGUGUUCGUGUGAACAUCAAAUUCGAAGGCCAAUCUCAUACUGCAACCAUUGAUAUCCCUGUCCAAAUAAGAAGACUUGAAUCCUAG